Colletotrichum phormii is the source of this 808-nucleotide messenger RNA. RefSeq lists its product as uncharacterized. The transcript has 2 exons. The record is from RefSeq and is a predicted model, not a curated record. Bases 159 to 632 code for a protein of 157 amino acids. Lineage: Eukaryota; Fungi; Ascomycota; Sordariomycetes; Glomerellales; Glomerellaceae.
GCAGAUUCCGUACACCAGCCCCCUCAACAUCACGUCCCCCGGCGAGCGAACGCCCUCCGGAACCGGCUCCGUCGUUGUGAGGAACGGCGUCCCGCAACUUCAGUCUGGCAGCCUUCCUUCUUUCGGCUCGAGCUGAGCGGUCCUGCAAUCGAAUAUCUAUGAAGCUGGAAAGACGCCAAAUACCGCGAUUCCGCUUCUCCAAAGCAAUUGACGAAGCCACGAUCAUACCACGGUCUCUUCCCGAACGCUUUACGAAGAUCAACUGCUCCUUGCAAAACCCUCGAUGCGGCGUUCUUUCAAUUACUUCAUUUCCCACCACGAAGUUCAGCCCGAUUUUCAACCCGACAUGGAAUUUCGCUUCUGCGAUGCGGCCUACCUAUACUCCACACGACAGCUAUCACCCGCAAGCUAUCACCGGAACCGGGCCUAAAAGGAUCUCGACUCGGACUCGCCCCAGAAACCUAUCCACACCAGCAAUGGGAGGUGCGGCUGCGGCCGAAAUGAUUGCUGACAUCGCUCGAUUUGAAACAGGCUUUCGCACCCGAAGCUGUCGUCCAAUGCGGGGUCGCUGUCGUGAAAGAGGGCGGAUUUUCUGGUCGAUCCUUCGUGGACACUUGUUUCGUACAGCGUGAUAAUGUCUAAGGCGCGCCCACAAGUCGCUAUUUCACACGCUAUUUUUCUCUUGGCUUGGAACAUUGCGAGGUUAUGAUGGAGUUUUGCUCUUUACGAAAGGAGGAAGCAGUCUGACGCAAACGUAACUAGACAGGGCUUUGCCUGAUAGUCUAUGAUACCCCUAUGGAAUUCAAUG